AUGGCCUCUAAAGUUCCCUCUCAGCUCCUCGGCUCCAACGAGACUCUUCCAGUAACGCAGCACCACGAUGUAUACUCUACCAUUGACCCGACCUUUGCAUGGCAGUCGCAGACCUAUCGCGGAAAGUCGGUAUUCAUCACGGGCGCGAGCCGUGGCAUAGGUCGUUCAACCGCCAUCACAUUUGCAAAGGCCGGAGCCGCGGUGGCAAUCUCCGCGCGCUCAGAGAAAGCUCUCGAGGAGACGAAGGCCCUUAUACUCCAGGAAGCCCCGGAGGCAAAGGUCGAAACGUAUGCUGUGGAUGUUUCUAAAGCCGCGGACAUGGAAGUCGUCAUGAAGAGCGCGGCCGCUGCAUUCGGCGGCUUGCACGUGGUAAUCGCCAACGCGGGAUACAGCAACACAUUCGACAUACCGAUGCACGAGCGCGCUCCAGACCAGUGGUGGCGUACCUUCGAGGUCAACGUGCAAGGGGUGUACAACACUCUACGUGCCUCCGUCGACUUCUUGCGUCAAUCAGGAGGUUACUUCAUCGCCGUGACCUCGAACGGAGCGCAGCUUCGCUGGCCUGGUGGCGCUGAUUAUAUGACUUCCAAGCACGCGGUGAAUAGGCUUGUCGAAUUCAUAGCGCUAGAGAAUCCUCAGAUCAAGACUUUCUCUCUCCACCCGGGAAUGGUCGUGACCGAACUUGUGGAAAAGAGCAAGCUCAUGGAGUAUGGGUUCUCCUUCGAAGACUCCCCAGAGUUGGCCGCCUCGACGAUGCUGUACCUCUGCUCUGGCAAGGGCGACUGGCUGAACGGGCGCUACGUUGAGGCGACUUGGGACCUGGGUCAGAUAGAACGCGAAUGGAAGGGCAAGAUACUUGACAACGGCUUGCUGAUCAACAAGCUCAGUGUCAACUGA
Messenger RNA from Peniophora sp. CBMAI 1063, 897 nucleotides. The record is from the annotation of a GenBank genome assembly. NCBI's taxonomy places the organism in Eukaryota, Fungi, Basidiomycota, Agaricomycetes, Russulales, Peniophoraceae.